Molecule: messenger RNA, 1192 nt
Organism: Melanotaenia boesemani (Boeseman's rainbowfish)
Lineage: Eukaryota; Metazoa; Chordata; Actinopteri; Atheriniformes; Melanotaeniidae
Gene: mnat1
Product: MNAT1 component of CDK activating kinase
Exons: 8
Coding region: 98-1033 (311 amino acids)
Biological process (GO): nucleotide-excision repair; regulation of transcription by RNA polymerase II; positive regulation of cyclin-dependent protein serine/threonine kinase activity
Cellular component (GO): transcription factor TFIIH holo complex
Molecular function (GO): cyclin-dependent protein serine/threonine kinase activator activity
Source: RefSeq, a predicted model, not a curated record
UCUGUGUGACACAGUGGUUCGCCGCUUUGAAGUGACAGGGGAGCUGCAAGUUGACAUUUUUUAAAAGCUUGUUUUACUUUUUGUAGCAGAGACAGAAAUGGACGACCAGGGGUGUCCGAGAUGCAAAACAACCAAGUACAGGAAUCCAUCGCUGAAGCUGAUGGUGAACGUCUGCGGUCACACGCUAUGCGAGAACUGCGUAGAGAUGCUGUUUGUGCGCGGUUCAGGCAACUGCGUGCAAUGCAACACGCCUCUGAGAAAGAGCAACUUUCGCGUGCAGCUCUUUGAAGACCCGACCGUAGAUAAAGAGGUGGAGAUCCGCAAGAAGGUGAUGAAAAUUUAUAACAAGAGAAAUUCUGACUUCCCCAGCCUGAGAGAAUAUAACGAUUAUCUGGAACAAGUGGAGGACAUAGUGUACAACCUGACAAACAACAUUGAUGUGGAGAACACCAAGCUGAGAAUGGAGCAGUACCAGAGAGAAAACAGAGAUAUCAUCCAAAGAAAUAAGGCAAAACUUACCCGAGAGCAGGAAGAGCUGGAGGAGCUGCUGCUGCUGGAACAGCAGAGCAAUGAUCAGCGGAGACUGGAAGUGCUGCAGGAGGAGCAGAGGCAGCUGCAGGCCAAGAGGAAGAGCAAACAGGCUCUGCUGGAUGAACUGGAACAGUCCCGGCUUCCUGCUACCAUCUUACUUGCCCAGCACAAGGCCCGUGCUGCCCAGCUGGAGACCGAGAUAGAGCAGCAGAAACAGACUACAAAGCCUACCAGUAUAUUUUCUACUGGAAUCCAUAUGCGUCAGACCGUGUCUCUGCAACCUGUGCCCAGGAUAGAGGAAGUUCUGUACCACUACAAACCCCUUCAAGUUGAAACCUAUGGACCACCAGUCCCUGAACUAGAGCAGCUGAGCAGAUUCGGGUAUCUGAACCACGUGCGGGCUGUUAUGCCUCAGGACACAGCCGGAGGAUACACCUCGGGGUUGGCAUGUUAUCGAGCCAUCCAGGAUGCUUUCAGUGGGCUGUUCCCUCAGAGAGGAUGAGCCCAUCCGAUUCUCCUCCAGUUAUACAUGUGACUGAAUGGACUAUAAAUACUACUACAAUGCUGCUGUGGUGUGUCAUGUUCGGACUCAAGAAGAGUGUUCAUUUUUAUAUGUUUUGUUAAAUCUAUUUUUGAAUAAAAUAAACACUGUGGCUGCCCA